Messenger RNA from Plenodomus lingam JN3, 357 nucleotides. Lineage: Eukaryota; Fungi; Ascomycota; Dothideomycetes; Pleosporales; Leptosphaeriaceae. The record is from RefSeq and is a predicted model, not a curated record.
AUGGCAGAUCUCAUCCACAAAGGCUUGGUGGAAGCUGCCUUUAGAGCCCUUGCAGAAAAUUACCAUUGGCCAAAGUUUCAGAAGGAAGAUGUGGGCGAUGGGUUCGAGGAGGCUAGCGACUUCUUCAGAAUCAUGAUUUGGGAUCCCACGAAUGAGCCAGAGCGUCAGACAAGCUAUGUUAUGCGCUUCGACGAUAAGAUCCGCUUUCACAACCAGUUCGGCCGAGAAGUACUGGCGAAGCUUUUGCGACUUGACUCCAGGCUUGACUGGCGUGACUGCGGACAGACGCAAGCCCAAGAAGAAGAGGAUGUUGAGAAGUUCAAGACGACAUUCAAGCCGUUCGAUUUCGCGGGGUGA